This is a messenger RNA of Planococcus citri (citrus mealybug), 2292 nucleotides long. RefSeq lists its product as uncharacterized. The record is from RefSeq and is a predicted model, not a curated record. Lineage: Eukaryota; Metazoa; Arthropoda; Insecta; Hemiptera; Pseudococcidae. The transcript has 5 exons. Bases 414 to 1298 code for a protein of 294 amino acids.
CUUAUGUUCUGCGGGUUUCAGAGCCACAUCACAGAAGAAAGAGUGGGCUCGAAUCAACCAAGCGUGGCGACCGUACCGGGGAUAGUAUCGAGUGAAGCUACCACUCAAACAUCUAAUGAGACCACGAAGAUGGUAUACUACGUUAUACCAGUUUGCCAGUAUUGCCCGCAGAAGAAACACGAAGGAAACACUAUGGUGGACUGUUCAAACAAAUCCGGAACCAUAGCCAUCCGUAGUUUUCCUCUAGACUGUCCUAAAGACGUGCAUGUGAGUCGCAUAUUACAUGUAUUCGAGUUUAUCCAUGAUAGUUUCAUUGACUGAUCAGUUUCGUUUACGAAUUUCACCCUAUCUAGACGCUUACGCUCGAUGGAAGGACAAUAGUACAACAAAUUAAACCUGACCAGGUCAAAGAAAUGAAUUACAGCAAGUUGGCUAAUUUAUACAUGAGAUUUUUAAAACCUAUAUUUUAUUUUCCUGAAUAUUUUUUUGAUUCCUUUGUCAAUCUGGAAGAACUCGACCUAACUCAGUCUAUGUUUAAUGUCUCAUCUAAGGAUUUCAAAUGGCCUUCAUCAUUGAAAAAAUUAAUCGUCAACCGUUGUUCGUUGCUUGAGUUGCGGGGUAUCGCAGCUUUGCAAAAUCUAGAAGAAUUACACGCGAAUGGAAAUUAUCUUCGAGCUUUGCCGAAAAUUAAUCGAAAUGCUUCCAUAACGUAUAUUGAACUACGUGAAAAUCCAUUAGAUACGGUCGAUGUAUCUAUAUUGGCUCCUCUCUGUAAAUUGGAUUAUUUAGGUAUUAAAGUUUCGAAAUUUGGCAAGCUGAAUAAACCGGAACGAUUUUGUCACUGUGCCAGAUUGAAAAAGUGGAUAAAAAUGGCGUCACUUCGAGGCGAAGAAAUGUUGAUAUGCGAUUCGGGUAAUCGUAGUAUCCGUGAGGAGGAAUUUUGUGAGGAAGAACUCAUAUUCAGUGCUGAUAUAUUGAACGAUUAUAACCAGUGUUUCACUAGGGAACCGCCUACUUCGUUAUGGGAAUUGUUGCUCUACGCUUUGUUUUUCUCUAUUCUAUUUCCCAUCAUUUAUUUUGCGUAUGAGGCGUAUAAUAAAUUCAAUUCCGCCUAUGAAGAACGUAGAUCUAUUGCAAAAUCACGACCGCAUUAUCCUGAAUCGCCCAUCGGAUCCAGUCGGUACAGUUCAGAACUUGAGGAAGAAUAUGAAAGCAAUGACGAAAGUCAAGUAAACGAGGAAAACAAAAGUUAUGUGUACAUGAAUGAUGAUGGAGUCGAGCAUUUGGAGAGCACCUAAUCGUGAUCGAAGCUAAGAUGAAGAUGUUUGGUACUAUGUUUCUGGCGACAUUUUGGAUAGAGAUGCGAUGUAUAGAUGAACCAGGACCGAUGUGUGAAGUUAAACAUAUGAAGCAUCAUGAUCAUACUCAUCUUCUGGCAAACUGUUCAAAUAAGUACAGUGGAAUCUCUAGAGUUCCGCGAGAUUUAAGCUCUGAAAUAGAAGUUGGUGUAGUUUAUUUGAGUGAUUCUUAUCUCAAUUCUUCAAAAUUUUUUGUAAAUGUGUAUUACUAACAUGUUAAUCAUUUUUACUCUGUACUGAAGUGGAUGACAAUGUCGGGUCUGAUUUUAAACGAGUCAGAAAUCUCAAACGAUUUAUUCAAACACUACGUAAAAUUGAAGAGACUUGAAAUACGCGAUAUAGAAAAUUGGGAAAAUCCGAUGGUGUUUCACGAGGAUGCAUUUUCGAAACUCGAGAAGUUAGAGAAGCUAACCAUACAUGACACCGUAUUCGACAAAAAUCCGGAUUAUAUAUUGCCUCUAACUUUAAAAAGAUUGGAAUUGACUAAAGUAGGAUUAGAGCAACUCGUCAAUACCAAAUCAUUGACCAACUUGGAGUGUCUAGAUUUAUCGAAUAAUCGAAUAGAGCAAUUUCCAAAGCUGAAUGAAAAAGCUUAUAAGCUAAAUACUGUUAUCUUGAAGGAUAAUCCUAUUGCUAUGAUCACAGUGGAACAAGUGGCGCCCUAUUGUUUGCUAACCACUUUGGAUCUGGCAUUAACGAAAGAUGCCAAUUUUACCAAAACUGGUGUAGAUUUUUGCCCCUGUUUAAGACUUCUCAAUUGGAUGAAAAAAAAGGUGCCCUCGGGUGAAGGCAUCAAACUGGAAUGCGGAUCGAUUGGUAGGUAAGUUUUGAUGAUAACUCGUAUUUUACGAAUAUGUUUGUUUUAGUCAGACGGUCAGAUUGAAAUUAUUAUUCUGAUUGUUGGUUCGCGUGUUUUACUCAAGGUAGCGGUGCA